This is a messenger RNA of Geodia barretti, 891 nucleotides long. Lineage: Eukaryota; Metazoa; Porifera; Demospongiae; Tetractinellida; Geodiidae. The record is from the annotation of a GenBank genome assembly.
AUGGUUGAAAUAGGCAGGCUGAUAACCGCAAUGGUCACACCGUUCGACGCCGAGGGGAAGGUGGACUACGAACAGGCCAAGCGGCUUGCCAACGCCCUUCUUGACUCCGGCAGCGACGCUGUCAUCGUUUCAGGCACUACCGGCGAGUCGCCCACGCUCACUACGGACGAGAAGAUCCGCCUGUACGGCGAGGUCAAGGAUGCGGUCGGCGACCGGGGCGCGGUCAUUGCCGGCACUGGCAACUACAGCACCGCCGAGAGCAUCGAGCUCAGCCAGGAGGCGGAGAAGGCCGGCGUGGACGGGAUGCUGCUGGUGGUGCCCUACUACAACAAACCUCCACAGGAAGGCCUCUACCAGCACUUCAAGGCCAUCUCCGAAAGCACCAACCUGCCGGCCAUACUGUACAACGUGACCAGCCGCACCAGCCUGAACAUGAGCCACGAGACCACCAUCAGGCUUAGCGAGCUCGAGCGGAUCGUGGGCAUCAAGGAAGCUGGAAGCGACAUGGACCAGAUCACCCGCAUCAUCGACGGAGCCCGGCCCGGCUUCCUGGUGUGGAGCGGCAACGACAACGAGACCUACUACAUCAUGGCCACCGGGGGCUACGGCGUGGUCAGCGUGGCCUCGCACCUCAUCGGCAGCCAGAUCAAGCAGAUGAUGGGUCUGCUGCUGGAGGGCGACGUCGAGGCGGCAGCCGCUGAGCACCGCCGGAUGCUCCCGAUGUUCAAGGUCCUGUUCGUCGAGUCCAACCCCAUCCCGGUCAAGUACGGCGUGAACAAGGCCGGCUUCAACGUCGGCAACCCGCGCCUGCCGCUGAUCCCCGCCUCGGAGAAGGCCGCCGCCGAGAUCGACAAGGUGAUGUCGCAGUACACCAUCGACCUGCCGGUCUAG